Brassica oleracea var. oleracea is the source of this 1641-nucleotide messenger RNA. RefSeq lists its product as uncharacterized. The record is from RefSeq and is a predicted model, not a curated record. NCBI's taxonomy places the organism in Eukaryota, Viridiplantae, Streptophyta, Magnoliopsida, Brassicales, Brassicaceae. Bases 68 to 1504 code for a protein of 478 amino acids. The transcript has a single exon.
CUCAUAUCCAUCACACACCAUUUAAGCACUGAGAGCUUAAAAACAGAACACGAAAGAGCCUACAAAAAUGCCUUCUCUCGAGAACUCUGUAACUUUAAUCUCAAGAAGCAGAGUCUUCCCUGACCAAAAGUCAACGCUCGCUGACCUCAAACUCUCCGUCUCCGAUCUCCCCAUGCUCUCUUGCCACUACAUCCAGAAAGGCUGCCUCUUCACUCGCCCUCACCUUCCUCCGCACGCGCUUCUCUCUCACCUCAAACACUCUCUCUCUCUAACCCUCUCUCACUUCCCUCCUCUCGCCGGCCGUCUCUCCACCUCCCAAGACGGCCACGUUUUCCUCUCCUGCAACGACGCCGGCGCCGAUUUCGUUUUCGCCGUCGCGGAAUCCGUCCGCGUCCGCGACGUUAUCGGCGGAACCGACGUUCCGGACGUCGUGAAAAGUUUUUUCUCGUACGACGGGGCGGUGAGUUACGAGGGACAUAACAGACCGAUCCUCGCCGUUCAGGUGACGGAACUAAACGACGGCGUUUUCAUCGGGUGUUCCGUUAACCACGCCGUGACUGACGGAACGUCGCUGUGGAAUUUCAUCAAUACGUUUGCUGAGGUGUCUAGAGGAGUUGAGAAUGUGACACGUCAGCCUGAUUUUACGCGGGAGAAUGUGCUAAUCUCACCGGCUGUGCUCAAAAUGCCUCACGGUGGGCCCAAGGUGACGUUCAACGAGAACGAGCCGUUACGGGAACGGAUAUUCAGUUUCAGUAGGGAACAGAUUCUUGAGCUGAAAGAGAUGGUUAACAAGAAGAGAAGCUCGACGGUGGGUAACGGCGAUAUUAACGGAUUUGAGGUGUUUGGGAAGCAGAGUAAUGACAAGCUUAACGGAAAAGAGAACGGUAAACUGACGGAGAUGUUGGAGAGUUUGUUAGGGAGGAACGACGCCGUUUCGGUGGAGAUCUCGUCGUUUCAGUCUCUCUGCGCUUUGCUGUGGCGUGCGAUCACUCGAGCGAGGAAGCUUCCGAGCUCUCAAACGACGACGUUUCGGAUGGCUGUGAACGUUCGCCACCGUCUGAGACCGAAACUUGAUCCGGAGUACUUCGGAAACGCGAUACAGAGCGUGCCGACGUUUGCGACCGCGGGAGAAGUUCUGUCUCGUGAUCUCCGGUGGACCGCCGAUCAGCUCAACCAGAGCGUGGCGGCUCACCAAGACGGGAAGAUUCGAAGCGUUGUGGCGGACUGGGAGGCGAAUCCGAGGUGUUUUCCUCUCGGGAAUUUCGACGGAGCGAUGGUCACGAUGGGGAGCUCGCCGAGGUUUCCGAUGUAUGAUAACGAUUUCGGGUGGGGAAAGCCGGUGGCGGUUAGAAGCGGACGGGCGAAUAAGUUCGACGGGAAGAUCUCGGCGUUUCCGGGGAGAGAUGAAAAAGGGAGUGUUGAUUUGGAGGUGGUUUUAGCGCCGGAGACGAUGGCUGGGAUAGAAUCUGACGGCGAGUUUAUGCGAUACGUGUCUAAACAGUGACGGUGUUAAUGAAAUAACGUAACGGAUUGUUUUUGUUUUCCCUCGAGAACUUAACGGUAUAAUAUUGUAAUGUAUCUCUUGUAAGUUGACUCUAUAAAAAAUGUUUACAUAUGUUAGUAUGUUACAUUACAUUCUGG